UAUCGAUAACCUCAAUAUCGACCAAUCAUUAUCGCAUGUCAAAGGUUAUCUUAACUCCACUCGCGUUUCAGUUUGUAGAACCGCCAGUCGGUACACUCUUCAACAUCAAAAUGGGCAAAAUCAAUGGCGGACCUGUGGUUGAAAUGCAAGGUGACGAAAUGACCAGGGUCAUUUGGGAUCUGAUCAAGCAAAAGUUGAUCUUGCCCUUUGUUGACCUUGAACUUCACACAUAUGACCUUGGUAUUGAGAACAGAGAUGCUACAGACGACCAAGUAACAGUUGAUGCGGCCAACGCAAUCCGCAAAUAUAAUGUUGGUAUCAAAUGUGCCACCAUCACUCCAGAUGAAAAACGUGUGGAAGAGUUCAAGCUGAAGAAAAUGUGGAAGUCACCCAAUGGAACGAUCCGCAACAUCCUUCGUGGCACAGUGUUCAGAGAGGCAAUCAUUUGUGAAAACAUCCCUCGACUGGUGCCAGGCUGGACUAAGAGCAUUGUCAUAGGCCGUCAUGCAUAUGGUGACCAGUACAAGGCUACAGACUUUGUGGUGCCUGGACCUGGAAAGCUGGAGAUCAAGUUCACACCGGACGACGGAAGUGCGCCCAUGGAAUACACUGUGUUCCAGUUUGAAAAUACUGGUGGUGUUGCACUGGCUAUGUACAAUACAGAUGAGAGCAUUCGAGAGUUUGCAUAUUGCUCCUUUGAAUAUGCCUUGGGUAAAGAAUGGCCUCUGUACCUAAGUACAAAAAAUACCAUUCUGAAGAAAUAUGAUGGUAGAUUCAAGGACAUCUUUCAAGAGAUUUAUGAUAAGGAGUACAAGGGGAAAUAUGAGGCCAAGAAAAUCUGGUACGAGCAUCGUCUGAUAGACGACAUGGUCGCCUAUGCCAUGAAGUCCGAGGGUGGGUUUGUGUGGGCGUGCAAGAACUACGAUGGAGACGUGCAGUCAGACUCAGUUGCCCAAGGGUUUGGAUCACUUGGAAUGAUGACCAGCGUGUUGAUAUGUCCAGAUGGCAAGACCAUAGAGUCUGAGGCAGCCCAUGGAACGGUUACACGCCACUAUAGAAUGCAUCAGCAGGGAAAAGAAACAUCAACCAAUCCAAUUGCAUCCAUUUUUGCAUGGACGCAAGGUCUACUUCACCGUGCAAAGCUUGACAACAAUGAUGCGCUGGCCAAGUUUGCCAAUAAUCUGGAGGCUGUAUGUGUGGAGACAAUUGAGGCAGGCCAAAUGACCAAGGACCUGGCUAUAUGCAUCAAGGGUAACAGUGUCACAAAGGCAGACUACUUGAACACCUUUGAGUUCCUUGACAAGCUGGCAGAGAACCUUGUGAACAAGAUGGGCAGCAGUUGACUGCAAGGCUCAAGGCUCUGAACUCCCCAGACAUGGCCAAGCCAAAUCGCAAGAAAGCCUAAAUUACUUUUAAUCCCAGUGAAACUUGUUUGUUCUACAUUCCUGUUUAUCUGUUUUUUUUCUAGUUAAUGUUUCAAAUCCCAUGUGUUUUUUGUAUAGUAUUCAGUAUCCCUAACCUUUUACUGUUGAUUCACACUUUGAAGUUUUCGUAGUCAAUUAGUUAAUCAAUAAAAUUUAAGACAUUUUUACUGCAUUUAAGUUUGAAAACCUUUAUUUUUAACCCUAAGAUACUAAAGAGCAGCAAACAGCAUACAAUCUGAACAGACUGCGAGUAACUUGAAUACUUUCCUAGUUUUAUGCUGGUUUCUUAUAGCCGUAAUAAUUUUCUUCUGAGCAGAUAAGGUUAAACAAUGUUUAUGUUCAGCAGUGUUUAGUUGUCAUUGUGUUUGUUUUAAAUACUUCUUAUUUUAAUAUUGGUUCAUUUCAACUGUAUGUAUCAUAAUAUAUAGAGCUAUGUAAUAUAUGUUAUAAAAAUGUAUCAUUAUCCUUUGUAAAAAAAUUCUCUUCAUUUCUUAUUUCAUUGGUACCUUGGCAAAGUUGUGUAUUAUUGUAAUGAUAUUAUGAUGAAAGCAAAAUUAACAUAGCCAUAGUUUCUAACAAUGUCAAGUCAAUCUUACGUGUUUAAGUUGAUACAAAAUCUGUGAUGUUCUCAUUUUAAUAUAUAUUUUUUUAAACUAUACAAAAUUUAGUCAUUUAUAUAACUGUGUUACACUAGACAUGUAAUAUGAGAUGUGAUAUGUUUUACACUUUUCGUUACCGGUAUAUAAUGAUCUUUUUAUCUGGAUUUUUAUCUAUUUUCCAUAUGUAUUUUGUAAUAAAUAGUUUGCUCUAGAAUGCUGGCAUUACAUAGAUUGCAUUUGCUAUAAUAAUGGCUAUUAUUUUAGUACGUCUUUAUUGUUUUGUCAUAAGUAACACGUGUACAUUUUAAAUCAUGUUUGAUCUGUGAAGAAAAUGUGCAAAUGUUCAUACUUUAAAAAAAAGCAUGUUAACAUUUGAAUACAUUGAUUUAUUCGAGAAAGUUGUAAGAAAAAAAAUGUUGAAAAGGUUCAUCCGUAAUAAUAUGUUUUUCUUCGUAAAGCUUUGCUUUAAAUGUUGAAGAGUAUUAUAUAAUGUGAAAUAAACGAGUGUAUUCUGCAGUUGUAUGCACUUUUUUACCUUCCUUUGUUUUUGGACAGGGAAAGGGUGAUAGAACGUAAUUAUAUAAUGUUACCCUUAUUAAUGAAUAAUUUAAAACCGUUAAAAUUUCCUGUCUCUUCCAUAACUUUGCUGAAUAAUAAUGGAUUUUAUAAUUACUUGGCACAAAUCUAAACCAUCAUUAGACGACCUGUCGCUUGUUGCACCAUUUUACUUUUCUGGAAGGUUAAGGACACAAUUACAAGUCAAAAGUAAAAUUUGACCAAAAACUUCUAGACAUUUUCUGUCUUAACCUUAACUUCCAUAAUAAUGCUGGAUUUUAAAAUAGCUUGGCAAAUUGGUAAAACUUCAUUACACAAUUUGUUGCUGUAUAGCAUCUGUCUCAUUUUCUCGUAGGUUAAGAUCACACUGAGAGGUCAAAUCUCUAAUUUGCCACAAAACUGCUUGUCUAGAUUUAAAUUUUGUCAUUUGUAGUGCAAUAAAAAAAAAAAGUUACUAAAAAUGACCAUCAAAAGAAGACAGAGUGUCACAUGUAUCAAACUCCUGGCCUUAAGGCUUAAGGUAUUACUUGGGGUCCAAAAAAAAAAUUUAGCCGUAACAUAUUGUGUUUUGUUUCAGUUGAUAAUAUUUUGUAUCUAUUUUAAAUUCAUAUAAUUAUAUCUUGUAGAAUAUGAUGUUAUGAAAGAAAAAAAAAGACGCAAAUAAUACAAAAUUAAUACACUUUGUAUGCAACUAUUUAUAAUUGUAUUCAUAAUUAUUUCUUCGCAUCAUUAUUAAACUUUCAAACGUA
Messenger RNA from Dreissena polymorpha, 3327 nucleotides. Its product is annotated as isocitrate dehydrogenase [NADP] cytoplasmic-like. The record is from RefSeq and is a predicted model, not a curated record. Gene Ontology annotation, biological process: isocitrate metabolic process. NCBI's taxonomy places the organism in Eukaryota, Metazoa, Mollusca, Bivalvia, Myida, Dreissenidae. Gene Ontology annotation, cellular component: mitochondrion; cytosol; peroxisome. Gene Ontology annotation, molecular function: NAD binding; isocitrate dehydrogenase (NADP+) activity; magnesium ion binding. The transcript has 11 exons. Bases 36 to 1343 code for a protein of 435 amino acids.